Molecule: messenger RNA, 708 nt
Organism: Bombus impatiens (common eastern bumble bee)
Lineage: Eukaryota; Metazoa; Arthropoda; Insecta; Hymenoptera; Apidae
Exons: 1
Coding region: 1-708 (235 amino acids)
Source: RefSeq, a predicted model, not a curated record
AUGGCAAAUUACGCACAAAAAGUAAUUAUCGAUGCAAUAAAGGGAGCAAAAUGUUAUUCCAUUUUAUUGGAUUGUACACCGGAUGUGAGCCAUCAAGAGCAAUUAUCGGUUGUUCUUCGUUGUGUCAACAUAACAGACGAGAAGGUUGAAAUCCAGGAACAUUUUAUCAAAUUUGAAAUAGUUCACAAUACAACAGGAAGAGGACUAUCUGAAACUAUGCUCAUUCUGGAUCAGUGGGGCAUAAAAAUAUCUGACUAUCGCGGACACGGAUAUGGUAACGGUGUCAAUAUGAGGGGAAUAUAUCGAGGAGUGCAAGCAAAUGUAUUAUGCGUAAAUCCUAAAGCACUUUACAUACCAUGUGGUAGUCACAACUUGAAUUUGUUAUUGGGAGAUGGAGCAAAAUCAUCAACCCAAACACUACGUCUUUUUGGUAUUUUACAAAAGAUUUACACGAUAUUUGCAGCAUCGACAUCGCGUUGGGAUGUUCUACAAAAACACGUUGAAAAAAUUACACUUAAACCAUUGUCAGAUACUAAGUGGGAAUGCUGUUUUGAUAGUGUAAAGGUUAUUCGAUUUCAUGUUCGUCAAUUUCGAAACGCCUUGAUCGAAAUUGCCGACAAUGCAUCUGACAAUGAAUUGAAAAUUGAGAUUUUGUCUAUAGUGCGCAAAAUAAAUGAAUUUGAAUUUAUUGCCAGUCUUAUCAUUUGA